AUGCUUGACUCCCUCCUCUACCGUCGGGAUGUCGCAUCUUUUUCACCAAGGGCAAUAUUGCGUGCGGCUGAGGCUCAGAAUGGAAAGGAUACUAGUAGUACAGCUCGAAAAUCACUAGAAGCAGGGUUGGAGCUUGAAGGCUGCAUUUAUAAUGAGGUAGCGCCGUUGGCCUUGGCGGCAGAAAACGGCAACCAUGAAGUCGUCAAGCUGAUUCUCGCUUAUGAUAAGAGUGUUAGCCCUGACCAGGAGAACCCGGAUGAAGAAACACCACUGAUUUGUGCGGCAAAACAUGGACACGACUUAGUGGUCAAGGAACUACUUUCAACUGGUAGAGUCAACGUCAACUUUAACUGCUUUGAUUUCACCCCGCUUUGCCAUGCGGCAUGGAACGGCCAUAAAGCAGUUGUAAAGCUGCUUCUUGAUACCGAUGGUAUAGAUUUGGAUCACGCUCUUCCCGAUGGCCGAACAGCUAUAUGCUUAGCAGCAGAGUCAGCCUAUGAGUCCGAGUCGAUUGUCAACCUUUUGAUCGCAGCAGGAGCCGAUCUAGGUGGUAAAGGACCUACCAGGCUAUCACCACUUUUAGCAGCAGCGCGGUACGGAUGUGAGUCGAUGGUGAGGACACUGCUGGCCACAGGCAGAGUCAACCCAAACACUACGGACAGCGAGGGCGAAUCACCACUAUCUUUGGCGAGAAAGUAUGGCCACGAAGCGGUUAUCAAGAUCCUAGAACUGAAACUUGACAGGUGA
Penicillium manginii is the source of this 747-nucleotide messenger RNA. RefSeq names its product ankyrin repeat domain-containing protein. Gene Ontology annotation, molecular function: protein binding. Lineage: Eukaryota; Fungi; Ascomycota; Eurotiomycetes; Eurotiales; Aspergillaceae. Bases 1 to 747 code for a protein of 248 amino acids. The transcript has a single exon. The record is from RefSeq and is a predicted model, not a curated record.